AUGGAGUGGUGGCGCAAACUGGUUUUCCCAGUCAGAAGAGUUUGGUGUGCUGCAUCUGUACGUGUCAGGGCUCGCAAAAAUGGUGCCGGGCUUUUGAAACUUCGCAAUGACAUCCAAACUUGUGGGUACGAGGAUGUGCAGAUAAUGUGGGAAAUGCUAAGAAGAACAGAAUCAGAACCGAUGCCACGCCAUACUAAGCGCAAGCAGCGUUGGUCUAGUCCCCUUGGGUAUCAACCCCUGGUACCCAAAAUGGAGACUAGAGAACUGUGCCUGCUAAGUCCUGCAGGCCGCGAGACUAGAGAACUAGGCUGA
Molecule: messenger RNA, 312 nt
Organism: Fraxinus pennsylvanica
Lineage: Eukaryota; Viridiplantae; Streptophyta; Magnoliopsida; Lamiales; Oleaceae
Source: the annotation of a GenBank genome assembly